GCUAACACGAAGAAAAAAACUCAUGUCGGUGCAUAACUGUUCAGCAGCUGGGCAGGCUGGAUGCAGAGUGACUGUUCAUAAGUCUGAUAAGUGAGCUCGCGUCAACAGGAAACGAGAGAGAGCGCGCGCUGCUGACAGAAGUGAAACCUGCCUGGAUGAAGGUGAAGCUGCCUUUCUUCUGUCAGCUUUGGCCCCACAAUGCCCUGGUUGUGUCGGUGAUCUGAGGCGAUGGAGAGCUCGUCGUCCACCGUGAGGCGGCGAGCCUGGAUCAACAGUAGCCGACAGUGGCUCACUCUGGAGGAAUCAGACGCUGAAGGACCGCCACUGAGCAGCCUCCAGUCUUCAUUUAUAGCGGACGAUGACGUCUUUUCUGAAGGAUGCUACACAGGAAAGAUUGAGACCUGGCUCCUAGGCUGUGGGUCGGGUGCUCGCACAGAAAACAGCAGUCAGCCGAGCUUUGAAUCAGUGCUGAAAACCAACAACUUUGAUGAUGAGCUGAGUCUUGGUGCUGACGCUUCUGUUAUAAAUGUUGAAGAAGUUUCAUCUAAGACUGGCCUCCCACAGAAUCCUUCCUCUAAACAAAGCCGAGGCAGACUCACCUCCAGUACCCCUCGUCAGAAUCUAUGUCUGCCCUCACUAAACUUAGGCCACAGCAUGGCCUCCAGCUGCCUCUCUGCCUCUACCUGUAGAACAACAUCAAGUGUUUCAGAGGUCCUGCAGAUGUGCUCAGAGGAUGCAGAAGAGACGCUGUAUGAGCUCGGUUUUGGCUGCGACGAGCCGCAGGUCACCGUUCGAAUCCCUCCUCGCUUCUUCACCUUUCCCUCUCAGGCUAAAGGGAUCAACUUCCGCUUGUUUCUGGACUCACAGCUGCGACGGAUACGAGAGGAAGAUCCCAGCCUUUCUCUUGCAAGUCGUUUCAGACAAGUGCAAGUCCUCACAGCGAUGGCCAACGCUUUCUACUCCCUCUACUCCCACGUGUCUCGCACUCCUCUACAGAAACUGGCCACACCGGAGUUCUCCUUCUCCUCGUCUCCGGUGGAGAGGAUCGAGCGGUUCAGGAGCAACAUCCGCAGUGAGCCACGUUCCCCCGUGGAGAGGCUGAAGGACACUGUCUCCAAGAUGUGUCUUUACACGGGCUCUCCUCGCGGGUCGGACUCCACAUCUCCGCAGCCAUCACCCAGGAAGAGAUCCAGCCUGCCUGAUGUUGUGGAAAUCAUGCUGGAGAAAGUCAAAUCAGGGGUGACAAAGAAACUGGAUAUGGGGGGAUUUAGCCGGGCUAAUUCAGCUGUUGAUGUGCAUAUGGGGACAGAUGUGGAUGAAUCCUGUGGCAACAGAAAACGGGAGCAAACACAACAGAGCGUGGCAGAUGUAGAAACUCUGAAACAUGAAAAUAAAGGCUGUCUUGAGGAAAUGCAGGGCAGCCAAGACAGCAGUAUCAAACCUACAUAUCUUAAUAGCAGGAUUCACUGCGAAAGAACAUCUGUAGCAUCAUCAUUAUCAGGAGAAACUGUCAUAGAAACAGAUUAUCAGAUUCUCUCAGCUCAAAGUGACACAAGAGCUGCUCAUCUGAAACCCGCUGCCAAGGUUACACAUGAUCUAAUCUGCCCGAGGAUAGUGGAGAAUGUACACACAGCGCCUUUCUGCACAUAUGAUCCGAAAACGAACAGUUUAGCUCUUACCUGCUCUGAGACACAAGGCACAGAUAGACCCUGCCCUGGGUCAGAAGUGGCAAUCUCUGGAGAGGACUCAGGUAUUGUUUUACAUGAGUUUAAACCACUUCCUGUCCUUGCUGACAAUAACAGCCAAAUGCAGUACUGCAUCACUGUAACUGGCUUGGAGGGGGAUGAUGUUGAUUCAUAUCAACAGUACACAGCAGAUUCCACUCAUACUUCAGCUGUCCAAACAUGUGAGGAGUCAUCCAUUGAGGGGAAGAGUCGAUUCCUGAGUCCACUGACACAUCAGGGACGGGGGCUCACCUACAACAACCUGCCGCAGGUUAACUCCUUUGAGCUGGAAGAGGUGCACAGUGCAGGGGAGGAAGAUUUUGGACAAUCAGUCAGAACAACUUCACCAUCUUCCAAAAAUCAUCAAAACAGAGGUGAAGUGGUGCGUGGAGAUAGUGUGCAGUCUGACAGCAGUGGCUACGCAGAUGAAGAAGUCAGCCCGGCAUCCAACACCCAUGGCAGAUGAUGGAAACAAGAAUGGUGUGGGAAAAAGUAUUUUUUUUUACUUUUUCUUCACUAAGGAUUUAAUUUUACUGACUUAGGAUUUGGUGGACAAAACGAGAGCCUUCAGCCCACAAGAUGAAGACAUCGUCGUACUUUCAGAGACUUCAAAUGUCCCUCCACUGAAGAUUUUUAAUGAAAUAACCAAACAUAUUUAAA
Cheilinus undulatus (humphead wrasse) is the source of this 2384-nucleotide messenger RNA. RefSeq names its product thymocyte expressed, positive selection associated 1 (gene tespa1). The transcript has 12 exons. Bases 229 to 2190 code for a protein of 653 amino acids. The record is from RefSeq and is a predicted model, not a curated record. Lineage: Eukaryota; Metazoa; Chordata; Actinopteri; Labriformes; Labridae. Gene Ontology annotation, molecular function: signaling receptor binding.